UUUUUCAGUUUUUUUUAAACAACAAAUUGGAAGUUUUUGCUUACUGAACGUAGGUAUUCCGUUCGAGGAUCUUAUUAGUGACAACAGUUUGCGGUUAACACUGAAUUUUAAAAGCAUACAAAAUGAUGUCCAGAUCGAUCCGAGCUGAAACACGUAGUCGAGCAAAAGAUGACAUUAAGCGUGUUAUGCAAGCUAUUGAUAAAGUCAGAAAAUGGGAGAAGAAAUGGGUUACUAUAGGUGAUACAACUAUGAAAAUAUAUAAAUGGGUCCCAGUCCCCAGUAUAGAUGCUCAAACCCGUGCGAAGGGCAAGGCUUCGGGAGGCAGAAAUAAAGAAAAUAUUGAAAAAUGUUUACAGAAUGAAGGUAAACCAUCAAACGGAAAAGCCUCUCCUAUUGGGAGUGAAAGUAAGCAUAUGUGUACCAGGGAAUCAAGCUCUAUAUCGAGUGUCAUGGAGGAAUCUAGUCUUGGUUUUGCUGAUAUAAGUCAAGAUUCUAGAGCAGCAAGUGAUGAUGCAACAAAUCUCAGCAUGGAAAACAGCAGUGAUGCUCAAUUCCCUGACAGUCAACCUGACGGAUCUUUGCAUGUUAAGCAAGAAGACAUGAGUGAAGACAGCUGUGAGCCUCCUUUGAAAAAAUCAAGAUUGGGAAAUGAAUUGAAGGAUUAAGAAGGUAAACUCGGAUUGAUCCAUUUCAAAUGAAGUUGUUUCUUUUGAAAUAUUAGCAUAAAUUCAGGAAAUGUAAAUGAAAAAUCUCUCACACUUAGUAUUUCAUAGAACAUCUUUUUAAUAAUGAGUUUUGAAAAUUUUUAUUUAUAAUUUGCCAAAAUAAACCAGUUUAUUUAUCUUAACU
This is a messenger RNA of Uloborus diversus, 849 nucleotides long. It is a transcript of the gene BCL7-like, whose product is annotated as B-cell CLL/lymphoma 7 protein family member A-like. The transcript has 7 exons. Lineage: Eukaryota; Metazoa; Arthropoda; Arachnida; Araneae; Uloboridae. The record is from RefSeq and is a predicted model, not a curated record. The coding region runs from base 123 to 665 and encodes 180 amino acids.